UCGGGGAGGAGGAAUGAUAAGAAAAUAUAUAUUUUCUGUAAGUUCUGUUAGUUUCGGGAACAGGGGUUUUCGGUUUACCAGUCAUACCUUGGUAUCUUGUCCCACAUAAGACAACUUGACAGAACCUUCUUUCUGGCCAUUAUGUUCAACUUAUUUUUCUCUUAAUCAUUCUUGAAAAUCAUGGAAGUAGUGUGGAAAAUUGAUUGUACCUGCAGUAUAGCAAAAAAUCCCAGUCUAGAUAGGUAAGCAGUUAUGUUUCUCCAUGAGCUGAUGUCUUAAAACAUCUAGAUUUUAGGAAUUUAGUGUUGUGUUUUCUAAACAUACAUCUUACAGCAUACAGAUAACAUCGUGAUAGAAUAAAGGAAUCUUUUGAUUUAGCACCAAAUUCCAUAAAGCAAUGACUACUGCACAGCUCUCUUGGCCAUAUGAAUAGCCGGAAUUAUAUUUCACUCUUUUAAAGAAAUAAUGAAAGCACUUAAGGUUAAAGCAGAGCCCAUGGGAAAAGUUUGCUGUGGUGUUUCUCUUUGGUUUCUUGUGCUCUUUCUAGAGAAUGACUUUAAGAAGUCAGGACAGUCAGGUGGUCAGUGUGGUCAGGCACACAUGAGCAGAUGGUUAAGCAAUGUGCUAGGGCCCCAUAGGCCACUGAGCCCAGCUGAAGAGGAGAGGCUAGCCAGUGAGCCUGAUUGAAGAGCAGAGGCUAUCCAGUGAGCCUGAAUGAAGAGCAAGGCUAGCCAGUGAGCCUGACUGAAGAGCAGAGGCUAGCCAGUGAGCCUGAAUGAAGAGCAGAGGCUAGCCAGUGAGCCUGACUGAAGAGCAGAGGCUAGCCACUGAGCCUGACUGAAGCGCAGAGGCUAGCCAGUGAGCCUGACUGAAGAGCAGAGGCUAGCCAGUGAGCCUGACUGAAGAGCAGAGUCUAGCCAGUGAGCCUGACUGAAGAGCACAGGCUAGCCACUGAGCCUGACUGAAGAGCAGAGGCUAGCCAGUGAGCCUGACUGAAGAGCAGAGCCUAGCCAGUGAACCAGGCUGAAGAGCAGAGGCUAGCCACUGAGCCAGGUUGAAGGCUGAAGAGCAGUGAUUUUAACAUUUAUUUCUAAGUUCUUCAGUUUUCCUAAAUGACAAAAGUUUGCCUCCAUAAAGUUUGACUUAGAAGGUUCUUCUUGCUCUCUUCUUCUUAUCUCCUUUCCUCUUGCUCUUAUGACACAAUAAUUUCCUUUCUCUCAAUGCCUUACUCUCAACACUAUGCCUUUACUUCUAAGUUCUUCUUCAGUUCUGUUCUGUUCUGUUCAGUUCUGUCUAAAAAGCUUUCUCUCUCUUUGUCCUCAACAUUUGUAUAUCUCUCUGAAAACAGCAUCACAUGGUGAAAAGUUCACCACAAGUUUGCACAGGAAUUCAAAUCAUAAGUUGGAUAAUAAGUUUACGACAGAGAAUGUUUACAUGCAUAUCCAUGAAGAGUAAUCAUCAGGAUAAACCGUUACCAUCUGUCACUAGCUCUCCACAUUCAUGAUGAGUUAAAAGGUGUAAUUUUUAUGAGAAAAGAAUAAGUGAAAUUACCUAUAGGCAAAUCCAAUCAAUUAUUUAUGUUCAGUCCUUGCAUCUAUAGUAAAUCAUUAGUUCUCUUUUUAUUAACUUUGGUUAAUUGGUUUAUACCCUCUUAGCAUGGGUUCUAAUUUGUAGAUGCCUCCUUGGUAUUGCAGAAGCAAUUCACUCAUGAAACUUUAAGAAGGAAGAGUUCUCAAUGCAAUUUUGAUUACCAGAGAAAACAUAAUAGCAGUCCCAUUAUAAAGGAGCUUAAAAUUACUAAUCUAAUUUUAGGAAUUCUUAUAGAACCAUCAUAAGAAUUAAGAAAUCAUCUAUUUGUCUGUACAUCAUCAUGCCAAGACAAUACAUCUUCGUUGCUCUGUGGUGAUCUGCUCAAAAGAGUGGGGUAAAGAGCAUGACAAAUACAGAGGCAGAUACUUGCAGCCAACCAUUCAGCUGAGAGCAGGGUCCCCCACAAUGGAGGAGUAAGAGAAAGGAUUGAGGGAGCUGAAGGGGUUUACAGCCCCAUAAGAACAACACUAAGAAAGACCCAGAGCUCCCAGGACCGAAACCACCAUCCAAAGAGUACACAUGGACAGACCCAUGGCUACAGCUGCAUAUGUAGAAGAGGAUGGCCUUCUUGGGCACAAAUGGGAGGAGAAGCCCUUGGUCUUGUAAAGGCUUGAUGCCCCAGUGUAGGGGAAACCAGAACAGGGAGGCAGGUAGGCCUGGGUGUUUGGGUGGAUGUCGUAACACCCUCACAGUAGAAGGGGGAGGGGGUUUUAUAAGGGGUUUUGUGGAAACCAGGAAAACGGAUAAUGUUUGAAAUGUAACAAAAGCCCUCUCUGGGGAAUGGAAAGCGGAUAAGGUGCUCUGAGCCCCUACUUCCCUGCUGCCUCCCUUUGAUCACGACUGCGGUGCAUGGUGUCAGCCUGGGACUCUCCAUGGGCUGCUGCUGGCACUGGUCCUGGCGUUCCUGGCCAAGAGCAUGAUGAGCAAGGAGCACAUGGUUUGUCCUGAUUCAGAGCAGGGCGAGUGGCCACCAGGGAAUAAGCACAGCUUCCUGUACGAUCAUGAGGUCUUCCUGGGCAAGGAGGACUCCAAGACCUUUGAUAGCUAAGCCUGGACAAGAGCAGGAGAGGCUGGGGAAAAUUGUUGAUCCAAUUGACAGUGAUGAAUGCGGCCUUGUUACUACUGAGGACCUGAAAGUUUGGAUCAAACAGGUACAGAAAAGAUACAUCAACCAAAAUGUGGCUAAACUCUGGAAGGAUUAUGAUGGGGACAUAGAUGAAAAAUCUCUUGGGAAGAAUACAAGCAGGCUACCUAUGGCUACUACCUGGGAAACCUUGCUGAAUUCCAAGAUAGCUCUGAUCAUCACAACUGUAACAAGUUGCCUCCACGAGAUGAGAGGAGGUUUAAGGCCUUGAUGGUGACCUGACAGCUACUCAGGACGGGUUCAUUGCUUUUCUACACUAAGAGGAUUUAGAACAUAUGAAGGAUAUUGUAGUUCUGGAAACGCUGGAGAAUAUCGACAAGAACGGGGAUGGUUUUGUGGACCAGGAUGAGUACAUUGUGGACAUCUUUUUCUCACGAGGACAGUUGCCCUGAGACCGACUGGGUUUUGUCUGGGGAGCAGUUCAAUGAUUUCCCAGAUCUGAACAAGGAUGGGAAGCUGGACUAGGAUGAGAUUCGCCACUUGAUCCUCCCUCAGGACUAUGACCAUGCACAGGCUGAGGCCCGGCAUUUGGUGUAUGAGUCAGAUAAAACAAGAUGCUUACCAAGGUGUAGAUUUUAGACUACUGGACCAUGUUUUUGGGAAGCCAUGCCACCAAUUACAGGGAAGAUCUUACCAAAAAUCAUGAUGAUCUUUGAAAGAAACUCAUCCUCAUGUGGCCAACAGUCACAUGCUUUCUACGGAUAUUCUGGGUGAUUGCUAUAUUUGUCAAGUAUAUAGCAGUUGUGUCCCUAAACAAUAAGAAACCUUUCUAACGCUCAAAAAAAUCAUACAUUGCACCACAAACAAUAAUAGUAGGAGAUUUAAACACAACACUUUCAUCAAUGGACAGAUCAGGGAAACAAAUUAAACAGAGACAUAGAGAGACUAACAGGUUAUGAAACAAAUGGAUUUAACAUAUAUUUAUAGAACACUCCACCCUUAAACCAAAGGAUUUACCAUCUUCUCAGCAUCCCAUUGUACCUUCUCCAAAAUUGAACAUAUAAUCGGUCACAAAACGGGCCUCAACAGAUACAGGAAGAUAGAAAUAAUCCCAUGUCUCGUAUCAAAAAACCACGGACUAAGGCUGCUGAUCAAUAACAACAAAUAGGACAGAAAGCCCACAUAUACAUGGAAGUUGAAGUCAAUGACAACUUGGUCAUUGGAGACAUAAGAAAGAAAUUAAAGACUUCUUAGAAUUUAAUGAAAAUGAAGAUAAAACAUACCCAAACUUAUGGGACACAAUAAAAGCAGCGCUAAGAGGAAAACUCAUAGCUCUGUAUGCCUGCAAAAAGAAACAAGAGAGAGCAUAUGUCAGCAGCUUGACAGCACACCUCAAAGCUCUAGAAAAAAUUAAAUAAACCCUAGAGGAGUAGAAGGCAGGAAAUAAUCAAACUCAGGGCUGAAAUCAAACAAGAAGAAACAAAACCGAGUAUCAAAAGAAUCAGCAAACCCAGGAGCUGGUUCUUUGAGAAAAUCAACAAGAUACAUAAACGCUUAGCCAUAUUAACCAGAGGUCACAGAGAGUGUAUCCAAAUUAAUAAAAUCAGAAAUAAAAGGGAGACAUAACAACAAACUCUGAAGAAAUUAAAAAGACCUCAGAUCCUACUACAAAAACAUAUAUUCAACAAAACUGGAAAAUGUGGAGGAAAUGGACAAUUUUCUAUACAGAUACCAGGUACUACAGUUAAAUCAGGAACAAAUAAACCAUUGAAACAACCACAUAACUCAUAAAGUCAUAGAAACUGCUAUUAAACAUCACCCAUCCAAAAAGAGCCCAGGACCAGAUGGAUUUAGUGCAGAAUUCUAUCAGACCUUCAUAGAAGUCUUCAUACCAUUACUGUCCAAACUAUUCCGCAAAAUACAAACAGACAGAGCACUACCAAAUUCCUUCUAUGAAGCCACAAUUACUCUUAUACCUAAACCACACAAAGAUACAACAAAGAUAGAGAAAUUCAGACCUAUUUGAUUUAUGAAUAUUGAUGAAAAAUGCUCAAUAAAAUUCUUGCAAACUGAAUCCAAGAACACAUCCAAACAAUCAUCCAUCAUGAUCAAGUAGGCCUCAUGGCAAGGAUGCAGGGAUGGUUUGAUAUACGGAAGUCCAUCAAUGAAAUUCAUCAUAUAAACAAAGUCAAAACCACAUGAUCAUUUCAUUAGAUGCUGAGAAAUCAUUUGACAAAAUUCAUUACCCUUUCAUUAAUAAAGUCCUGGAAAGAUCAGGAAUUGAAGGCCUGAAUCUAAAUAUAGGAAAAUGCAAAAUACAUCAAACCUGUACCUAACAUCAAACUAAACUUAGAAUAUUGAAGGAAUCCCACUAAAAUCAGGGACUAGACAAGGCUGCCCACUCUUUCCCUAAUUAAGUACAAUACGGUACUUAACGUCCUAGCCAUAGCAAUCAAACAAUGAAAGUAGGUCAAAGGGAAAAAAUUAGAAGGGAUGAAGUCAAAACACUAAUAUUUGAAGAUGAUAUGAUAGUCCACUUAAGCAACACCAAAAUUCUACCAGAGAACUACUUAACCUGAUCAACAACUUCAGCAAACUGUCCGAGUAUAAAAUUAACCCAAACAAUUCAGUACUCUUCCUCUACUCAAAGGGUAAACAGGCUGAGAAAGAAAUUAGGGAAAUGACACCCUUCACAACAGUCCCAAAUACUAUAAAAUAACUUGCUGUUACUUGAACCAAGCAAGUAAAAAAUCUGUGUGACAAGAACUUCAAAUCUCUGAAGAAAUUGAAGAAGAUCUCAGAAGAUGGAAAGAUCUCCCAUGCUCAUAGAUUGGCAGGAUGAAUAUGGUAAAAAAUGACCAUUUUGCCAAAGGCAAUCUACAGAUUCAAUGCCAUCAGCAUCAAUAUUCCUACUCAAUUCUUUAUAAAGGUAGAAAGUGCAAUUUGCCGUCAUUUGGUAUACCAUAAAACUCAGGAUAGCAAAACUAUACUCAACAAUAAAAGACCUUCUGGGGAAUCACCAUCUCUGACCUCAAGCAGUAUUACAGAGCAAUAGUUUGUAUGGUAUUGGCAUACAGACAGGCCGAUCAGUGGAACAUAAUUGAAGACACAGAAGUGAACCCACACACCUAUGGUCAUUUGAUCUUUGACAAAGGAGGUAAAACAUCCAAUGGAAGAAAGAUAGUAUUUUUAACAAAUGGUGCUGAUUCAACUGGAGGUCAGCAUGUAGAAGAAUGCAAGUUGACCCAUUCUUAUUACCCUGUACAAAGCUUAAUCCAAGUGGAUCAAGGGCCUCCACAUCAAACCAGAUACACUAAAAUUAAUAGAAAAAAAGUAGGGAAGAGUCUCGAAGAUAUGAGCACUAAGGAAAAUUUCCUGAACAAAAUACCAAUGACUUAUGCUUUAAGAUCAAGAAUCGACAAAUGGGGGGAACCUCAUAAAACUGAAAAGCUUCUGUAAGGCAAAGGACAGUGUCAUUCACACAAAAAGGCAACCAACAGAUUGGGAAAGUAUUUUUACCAUUCCUGCAUCUGAUAGAGGGCUAAUAUCCAAAGUAUACAGAAAACACAAGAAGUUAGAGUACAGAGAGCCAAACACCCCUGUUAAUAAAUGGGGUACGGAGCUAAAGAAAACAUUCUCAGCUGAGGAAUAUCGAAUAGCUGAAAAGCACCUAAAGAAAUGCUCAACAUCCUUAGUCAUCAGGGAAGUGCAAAUGAAAACAACCCUAAGAAUCCACCUCACACCAGUCAGGAUGGCUAAGAUCAAAAACUCAGGUGACAACAGAGGCUGGGGAGGACGUGGAGAAAGAGAAACACUUGUCCAUUGUUGCUGGGAUUGCAAACUGGUACAAGCACUCUGGAAAUCAGUCUGAAGGUUCCUCAGAAAAUUGGAUAUUGUACUACCUGAGCACACAGCUAUACCUGUCCUGGGCAUAUACCCAAAAGAUUCUCCAACAUACAACAAACACAUAUGAUCCACUAUGUUCAUAGCAGCCUUAUUCAUAAUAGCCAGAAGCUGGAAUGAACCCAGAUGCCCUUCAACAGAGGAAUGGAUUUGAAAAAUGUGGUACAUCUACACAAAGGAGUACCACUCAGCUAUCAAAAACAAUGACUACAUUCAAUUCAUAGGCAAAUGGAAAGAACUAAAAAUGUCAUCCACAGGGAGGCAAUCCAAUCACAGAAAAACACACAUGGUAUGUUCUUGGGAGCAAUGGCCUCGAAUCACUCCAUUAUUGAUGUUAUUAUUAUGGUUAGCAUUAAGUAUGACUGGGUUCAUGGAAAAACCCAGCCAGCUGCAGAAGACUAAUACAAAUGUGGAGGUCAAGAUGAAUAAUCAUAUGAUAACGUGUGACGUUAAUAUACCCAAUGUCAUGACCUGUAACCUUUCUGAAAAACCAACAUCAUGCUGUCUAAUAGAUAUGACAAACCUGUGACCUUUUUGACUACCUGUCAACAUCAGCUGAUUCCCUGACCACAUGAAUAUUGUGUCCUUGGCGUGGGUAAAUGUUUCUUACUUCUCUCCCCUCUCUGUUACCCUUUUUAUGGUACAAAUUCAGCAUUGGGGAAAAAUAAAAUUGUCACCUUGAUCAGACUCUUCUCUUGGCAUCCUUCUUCAUAUCUCUUAUCCCUCAUUCUCUUCCAGAUUCUCAGCACCCCUCGUUGACAGUAUGUACUCAUUGAUAAGUGGAUAUUGACCAAAACCUCAAAUUACCCAAGAUGCAAUCUACAGAUCUCAGGAAACUCAAGAAGAAGGAUGACCAAAGUGCAGAUGCUCCCACUCCUUCUUAAAAUGGGAAACAAAAAUAUCCAUAGGAGGGUAUAUGGAGGCCAAAUCUAAAGCAGAGACCGAAAGAACAGCCAUUCAGAGUCUGCCCCACAUGGGGCCCAUAUAUAUACAUCCACCAAAACUAGGUUUUGGUAGGGAGGCAUCAUCCCAAAAUGUCAUCAUUAAGCAAGAGGAGUGUCUAAAGGAACUGGAGGAACUCAAAUUUGAAAUCCAGAAGUGUCAAUUCGAGAGGGAUGAACUUUAUCAAAUCCUGGAUCUUUAUAUCUAUGAUGAGUGGGACCACAGGCUGCAUGUCGAAUUGCCAGUCCUUCAAUCCGAACAUGAGAUGAGAAUGAUGGCUAUGCAAAUGAUGACCAACUCAAUAAGUGAUGCCAUGGAGAGGUACAAGGAGCUCAUACAAGUGAACAGUUCCUACCGCAUCAGGCAAUCCCAGCUCCUGCGUGAACAAGCUCAAUUGGAGAACAAUAUACAGAUUUUGCUGAAUGAGAAGAGAAAACUGCUGGUGGAGCAGACUGAACUGCCAGCAUCCUCUGUGGAGGCAAAGAGGCUCUGUGAAGAGGCCGGAAUGAACAUCUGUGACCCCAGAGCCAAGCAACAGCAGGUCUGAAAUUCUCCAGCAGAAACUCGAACAUGACACGGACCAGGACAAGAUCUCCCUUGGAGAGAAGAGCUACAGGAGGAGAACUAAGUGUGCACAGCAAAUACACCACUAUUGCGUCUCAUCUGUAGUGUCCAUAGCAAUUGUGGACUGCAUUUUCCUCCUUUAGUUUAACUUCUUUGGAUUGAAUAGGCCGUACUUUCACCUCAGCCUCUCCAACAAGUGUGCACUUUUUGAGGGACUCAGAGAAGUGCUGAUGCACAUCAAUCAAGAGCUGCUGGUCAUCCAGAAAGACUGUGCACGUUUAAAUUUGUACUUGUCCUGAUGGGUCAUCCAGAAGAGUUUCAUGGAGAUCAGUUCACAAUAUUGGAAAGUCUUUGUGACAAAGUCUGUAAUAUCAUUUAUACUCAGUAUUGGUAGGCUUUUUCCUUAAUACCCCCACUCCAACAAAACAGACCUACUUCCACUCCUCUUGAAAAGAUUAUUAUCAUCACUAACUGCUUGUCUACUAUGUCUCCAAGGCAAGCCACAGGCUAUAAGUCUAUUCUGCAAAAGGAGCAGCAAAAGAAUGCUUAGCGCAAUUCUUCUAUUUAAAGUUUGGUUAAUUUUUAAUUGUUUUGGUUAUUUGGUUUUCCUUCUAUUCAUUUGAAGACUUAUUAUUUAUCUGUUGUUGUUUUGUUCAUUUGCUUUUCUAUUUUGAUAAGGAUAUAGACUGUAUAUAUUGACUACCUGCAUCUGGUUAAUAUCAAGUAAAUUGGAUGUAUUCUGGUCAAUAAAGGAGUAAUCUCAAA
This is a messenger RNA of Rattus norvegicus (Norway rat), 8848 nucleotides long. RefSeq lists its product as uncharacterized. NCBI's taxonomy places the organism in Eukaryota, Metazoa, Chordata, Mammalia, Rodentia, Muridae. The record is from RefSeq and is a predicted model, not a curated record.